This is a messenger RNA of Suillus subaureus, 2878 nucleotides long. RefSeq lists its product as uncharacterized. NCBI's taxonomy places the organism in Eukaryota, Fungi, Basidiomycota, Agaricomycetes, Boletales, Suillaceae. The coding region runs from base 128 to 2650 and encodes 840 amino acids. The record is from RefSeq and is a predicted model, not a curated record. Gene Ontology annotation, molecular function: D-type glycerophospholipase activity. The transcript is spliced from 26 exons. Gene Ontology annotation, biological process: intracellular signal transduction; phosphatidic acid biosynthetic process; cell motility.
GCGCGCAGUAAAUAUUCGCACGGUGGCUAUAGGUGGCCAUAUAUAAGGUUGCCUUUAUACUAUCUGACAGCGGUUUCGGUGAUCACAAGACUCGCAACAAUUUAUCAGGUCGACCAAUUUCAACAGCAUGGAUUUCUUUGACAAGAUCUUAGACUACGCAGAGCGGCUUCCAGAGGGCAUUGAAAGGACAAGGGAUCAGAUUAUCGGAAUCAUCGAUCCUAAUAGGCGUCACGAUAACCCAGAGGAGAAACUCGACGAUGAGAUUAGAGCGCAGAUCAAUGCCAGUCACCGUUUCGAUAGCUUCGCGGAUCAGAGGUUAGACAAUGCUAUUAAAUGGCACAUUGAUGGUCAUGACUAUAUGUAUGCAUUGUCUGAGAUACUCGACAGUGCAAAGGAGUGUAUCUUUAUACUAGACUGGUGGCUCACACCUGAGUUAUACCUUAGACGACCACCCGCAGAUCAUCCGGAAUGGAGACUCGACCGAUUGCUUCAACGCAAGGCUCGAGAAGGAGUGAGAGUAUAUGUUAUCGUCUAUAAAGAGGUCACUCAAACCAUGUCAAUGAACUCGAAGCAUACAAAGGCCGCGUUAGAGGCCUUACACCCGAACAUCGCUUGUAUGCGACACCCUGAUCAUAUUGGAAGCAAAGACGCCGUGGAAUUCUGGUCUCACCAUGAGAAGCUUGUGGUUGUUGACAACCACCGCGGAUGUGUUGGAGGACUCGACAUUUGCUUUGGUCGCUGGGAUACACACAAUCACCCUCUUGCAGACGUACACCCGACAGAUUGGUCACGCACUCUCUUUCCUGGGCAGGAUUAUAACAACGCACGUGUCCUUGACUUCGAGAAUGUCGACAAUUAUGUUAGCAAUGCUGUCUCGAUCAUGGAAACGCCCAGAAUGCCAUGGCAUGAUGUACAUAUGACACUUUGUGGUUCUGUUUGUUUGGAUCUUUCCCAGCAUUUCGUUGAGAGGUGGAACGAGGUGAAACGUAGGAAGUACCGUAAUGAUGACCGAUUUGACUGGCUUGCGCUUCCUCAUAAUGUGGCGCUUUCUCCGAACGAAGCUGUCGUCCGCCACCCCCAUCGUGAGAAAUGGCAUCAGAUGGGCCGUCGUUUCAGACAACGCUUCCACCUCGAAGCAGAUGACGAAGUUGAGCCGCCUUACACUGCUCCCCCGCACGGACAAUGCCGCGUGCAGGCUGUGCGGAGUGUCUGCGACUGGAGCCACGGUGUGCUUACCGAACACAGCAUCCAAAAUGCUUACAUUCAAUUGAUCAACGAGGCCAAUCAUUUCAUCUAUAUUGAAAACCAAUUCUUCAUCUCUAACACGCGCGAGGAAGGCCCCGUGAAGAACCAAAUAGCAAAGGCAAUCGUUGAGCGGAUCAUUAAAGCAGCCAGGGAUGAUCGAAAGUUCAAGGUCAUUGUGGUUAUACCUGAGCUCCCUGGAUUUGCCGGGGAUAUUAAGAAUGAUAGUGCUCUGAAGAUUAUCAUGGCAGCACAGUACCGCACGAUUAAUCGUGGCGGUCACAGUAUAUAUGAAGAGAUCCGAAAAGCUGGUUUUGAGCCGAUGGACUACAUUCGUUUCUACCACCUACGUGCCUAUGACAGGAUCAAUGCUCCCCAGAAAACGUUGAUAUCUCAAAUGGAAGCAAACUCGGGGGUCACAUUCUAUGAAGCUCAGAUCGCUCUUGCGCGCCAAUGGGAAGGUUCCCGCUACACUGGCAACGACGCUCCGAAGGAAGUGUUUAUCAAAGUACCUCAGCCUGCACAGGAAGGCAUGGCUUUGAGCCAGAUCAAGAUGAAGCUGGAGAAGGUGCCUCUACCGGCCUCAUAUGAUGACGCAGUGAACAUUGUCCGGACAUUCGAGAAAGGCUCAGAUGAUAUCAGAGGCGACGAAGAUGUGUCUGAUACCGUAUCGCAACAUAGACUGCAGGACCGAACACGCUUGAGCGAUGAGAUAUGGUAUGGUUCUGAGGCAGAGGAGCGGGAUGCAUACGUGUCAGAGCUUCUCUAUAUUCACUCGAAGGUUAUGAUCGUUGACGACAGACGUGUUAUCAUGGGUUCUGCAAAUUUGAAUGACAGAAGUCAAAAGGGAGAUGGCGAUUCUGAAAUCGCGCUCGUUGUCGAAGACGGUGACAUGGUGCGCUCGACGAUGGACGGGCAUCCAUACAUGGCCGCACGAUUUGCGACUACUCUGCGUCGCAAGCUCUUCCGGGAGCACCUUGGCCUUAUCGAGCCUCAGAACGUCUUGCAUUCCACCGAGAAGGUCACCUCGUUCAUGCGAUGUGCGCCAGAGCCCAACGACGACGAGAUCGGGACGCGGGAGGACAAUGCCGUGGCGGAUCCCCUAGCAGACAGCACCCUGGAGCUGUGGAAUCGUACAGCAAGAACAAAUCGCGAGAUUUUCACAGAAGUCUUCCGCCCUGUGCCCACUAACCUUGUUCGUUCCUGGUCUGCGUACGAGAACUAUUUGCCAAAGGUUAAGACUGGUCACGUUGUGCCAGAAAUACAGCUGCAGCGUAUCAAGGAACGCCUUUCCCAGGUCAGGGGUUCAGUGGUCGAGUGCCCCCUGGAUUUCUUGAUCGAUGACAAGGAGUUUGUUGAGGGUGUUGACUGGCUGGGAUUGAAUCCAACACUUCCGAUUUACAUCUGAUCGAAGUCGUGGUGGCGUCAUCGUGCUUGGCAGUAUGGACUUGUGUAUUGGUAUCUAUGAUCAAUUAUGUAUAAGAUGUUAUUGCGAAGUUUGUGGGUUAAUCGUGAGCUCUGCAGAUUUUAGAAACAAAAGAGGGACUAUUCAAGCACCAUUUCAAACACCAAAACCGCGGCGAAGAGCAUUGAUUAAUGCAUGCGCUGGUCAGGAGGACAUGAGAGAACAUGAGGC